Messenger RNA from Gryllus bimaculatus (two-spotted cricket), 5248 nucleotides. NCBI's taxonomy places the organism in Eukaryota, Metazoa, Arthropoda, Insecta, Orthoptera, Gryllidae. The record is from the annotation of a GenBank genome assembly.
AUGCGCGAGCCGUGGGAAACGCCGAGAAUGCGCUGGGUGCCUGGAGACAAGCGCCGGGCAGGUAUAAAUGCGCCGCUGCCGGCGGCCGCGAGUCAGUUUGUAGAAGAAGUUAGUAGAAGUCACCUUAUCUGGGUUAACGAAUUCAACAGCAGCCUGUAUGUCACCGUGCGCAUUUCUAAGACUCGAAGCGGUGUUAUAGACUCGGCAGGGUCAAUAACCGGUCAGACGUCAGGGGGAAGUUCCCUAAGUCCUGUCACCAGUAUGGCAUUGGGAGGACUGACAGGCUCACCACUCAAUACAAUGGCUUCCAUCAAUGGUCUGGGUACUGCGGGAAUUGCACACAAUGGUACUAGUCUUGAAGCCUUAACGUCAGCUUACUCAGGCAUUCAACAGUACACAGGUUUUCCAUCAUUUGGAGGAAGUAGCCAUACAUCUGCUGGUGCUGGUUUAAAUAGCUCCUCUGGUUCAAGUGGACCAGCAGGGAAGCAAAUAGAAGGUCCAGAAGGAGCUAAUCUUUUUAUUUACCAUCUGCCUCAAGAGUUUAGCGACAACGAUCUGGCUUCGACGUUUCUUCCCUUUGGAAACGUUGUGUCAGCAAAAGUGUUCAUUGAUAAGCAGACUAAUCUCUCCAAAUGUUUUGUAUUGCGGAAGGAAGCAAGCAAGGAAGGAAGCAAAGGAAGGAAGCAAGGAAGCAAGCAAGGAAGGAAGCAAGGAAGCAAGCAAGGAAGGAAGCAAGCAAAGAAGGAAGGAAGCAAGGAAGGAAGGAAGCAAGCAAGGAAGGAAGGAAGCAAGGAAGGAAGGAAGCAAGGAAGGAAGCAAACAAGGAAGCAAGCAAGGAAGCAAGCAAGCAAGGAAGCAAGCAAGCAAGGAAGCAAGCAAGCAAGGAAGCAAGGGAGCAAGGAAGCAAGGGAGCAAGCAAGCAAGGGAGCAAGCAAGCAAGGGAGCAAGCAAGCAAGGGAGCAAGCAAGCAAGGGAGCAAGGAAGCAAGGGAGCAAGGAAGGAAGCAAGCAAGGAAGGAAGGAAGCAAGCAAGCAAGCAAGCAAGGACGGAAGGGGAUUCGUUUCAUAUGAUAAUCCAGUCAGUGCACAAGCUGCAAUACAAGCCAUGAAUGGUUUCCAGAUAGGUACCAAACGAUUAAAAGUGCAACUGAAGCGUUCAAAGGAGGCGUCCAGGCCGUAUUAAUGUUGGCAGGGAGAAGGUGUGCAUCCUGUGAUUUCAACCUGGACCGUCCGUUAUCUCAUAUGAAAAAUUAAAUCAACUGAAAUGUGUUGUGCUAAAUUCUGAUGACCAAAAACUAAUUUGGCUGAUUGCCUGAGCAUUUGUGGAAUUGUUUAAUAUUUUGUUUCUAAUAUAACACUGUAGCAGCAGCUUUUCAUAUUGUUACAAAGAAAUAGAUAUACCAUAUCAGCACACAUAAUUUGUGUGUAAUGAAGUGUAAGUAAACAAAGAAUCAAAUUAUAAAAAUAUCAUGAUAAUAUACAUGUAUAUGAGAAAAUAUGCAUGUUUAUUCAUGUAUAUAUGGAUGAAUGAGUGAAGUUUGUAUGCAUACAUGCAUAUAAGAAUUAGUUGUUUGGGCUGGUAUUCACAAGUGAAUGCAGCAUUCUACUGUGUCUUUUGCCAACUAAUCCCAUUUGUCUGAAUAUGCUGUGUAUGUAUAAAACUAGUGAUGUAAAAAUGCAGAUGUGUUUUACAGUGGCAUAAGAGAAAAUAAUUUUAUAUUAACUAUAGUGAACACCUGUAUACUAUAAAAAGAACUGAGAAUUUUGAAGCAAUUGACUAUAGAAUGCAGGUUAAUGUAUUGUUCCCGUAGUUCACUGUCAGAGAUUGUUUUUUGGCCAUUAACAUUCUUGUUUAAUGACUGAUAUAUCCUUCCCAUUGGUAUUUUCAUAGUAACUUUGUACUAUUUGCAGAAGAUAUUUGAAGUUAUGUAUCUUUCUUAGGGGAGAACAUCACUGAUUUUUGAAAGAAUCUUGACAUGUUAAUAAAAUGCAAGUGCAGCUUCUGUCUUUAAAAAGAACAUUUUGAUGAUAGUGUUAAAUCCAAGUCAAGUUAGAAAACAACUAGAGCUAUUUAUGAAUAAUUAAAAAAGUUAUAAAAAUAUAUUUGCUAUGAACUGUUGAAGAAUUUAAGUGAACUUAAAUAUCUCAAAAUAUAUAUUGAAGUUUGGAUGCCUGUUGAGAAGAAAUAAAUCAUAUUUUCAAUUUCAACCAAAGGUGUAUGUUGUAAUAAAUGUUAAUUUUCUAUAGUUUUUCAAGCAACUUCUUUUGAAUAUUCUGUGUUUUCAAAACUAUAUUUAUUGAUUUUUAAUUGUAUACAAGAUGUCUCUUGGUAAUUUCAGUGAAUUUUGUGCAAGAAAUUACAUAUGAAUGUUUAUGCAGUAUAUGUUGAAGGACAGUUAACUGCAAUUUUCGUAAACAGAAAGUACUAGAAUAUUCUGUCAUGCGAAAUGCCUGUGCUCUUCCCUCUGAUGUAACUUUAUGUGCACUCCUCAUCUCCCCAGAGAUCACUUUUAUUCAAUUUGUUGAAUUUCAGUUUAUUUUUGUCACAGAAGUUAUUGCUGUGAUUCUAAUUUUGUGCCAAUUUUAAAAAUAAUUCAUGAUAAUUUUGUAUGUUUUGUCAAUCAGUUUAUCACUCUCUUUUCUUUCUCUCUUUCUUUCUUUCUUUCUUUCUUUCUUUCUUUCUCUUUUCAUUCCUUUCCUUCUUUCUUUCCAUUCUUUCUUUUUGUGUUUGUUUGUACAUUCUUUGCCUUCAUUUGCAGACUGCAGUUAUUGAGUGUAGAUAGGUUUUCAUAGUGGCAUCUUGUUUUCAGUAAAUAUAUCACUUUGAAUUGUCAAAAGCUAAUUUGUGCCAAGUUUUUAAAAUGUUCAUAAUUUUUUUAAUAAAAAAAUUCUCUCUGAACUUCGGUACUUUCAUGAUUUUAGUUGUGGGUUGCUGAUAUUGAUUGUAGAUAGGUUUCCUUAAUGCCACUACGUUUUCAGUUUUUCUAUUUUAUGUUAUUAUUACUGUUUGUAAUCUAAGCAUUGUGAUUGAUUCACAGUUAUGUACCUAGUCCAUAUAACUGUGUCAUCAUCUGUUGCAUGAUAGUUGUUGUUGAUUGUUUUGCACUGUGCUAGAGCACAAAGAGAUAUUGAUGGUUUUAAUACCAACUAUGUUACCAAGUCUAUGUACAGAAAACAUGCCGUUUCCUAGUCCCACUGUGAGUGCACUUGAAAAAGUGUUUUGUUGAUGUCAAAGGGAUAUGUCAUGAAGAAUGUUUAUACUAUUGGUCGAGUGUUUAACAAUGCAUGUCAUCAUUGUAAGCUCUUAAUGAGUGACGUCAAAGAACUGAGACAUUCAAAGAAGUGGCGAUCAAACUAUUUCUUAUGAUAAAGUCGAAAUGUUAGUUACCGAAUAUUGUGAAUUGUAAUUGAUUACUACUGUAACCAAAGAUGUGUCUUAAAUGUUUGAGUUGAGUAUGUCAUGUUUGUCUUAAUAGUCCACCAGUGUUCUGUUGUGUAAUUGAUAAUAUUGUACUUAGGGAGGUGGAUCAUCUAUCAACAUGUCUUACCAUGUUUGGGAGGGGAAAAUGAUUUCUUGAUAAGUGAGUUUAUUUGCUUUUUGUGUUAAAUUAAUGCUCAUUCAAGUCCAAAGGAAUUCAAAGUAAAUUCUCUUUUUUGAUUUUUAAAUCUGAUGAUAAGUUUAAUUGUGAUGGUAUAGUUUAUUAUAAUAUCUUAUUUUUAUUCAAUAGUAACUUGAACCAAAAUAUACAAAUAUAUAUUUUUAAAUUUGUAUGAAAACAUGAAUGGUUCAAAGUAGAAAUUAAAUAGUGAAGUAUGUUUUGCCUUGAAUAUGUCAUAUGCAAGAGAAUAGACUGGUGUUACUUUUUUAAGAACUUGUGGGGUGUUCAAGAUGUUUUAGUUGUUUGAUUGUAUUGGUUCAGUUUAUUGUAGAAAAAAAUUGUUAAUGUAGAUUCAUCAUAGAAAGUGUUAAAUAUGUUUCUGUUUUAUGUUAACUUUUAUUGUUUUCUGUAUUUGCAUUAUGGUGCAGAAAGGAGAAUUGCCAUCCAUUUAAUUAAUUUUUGUUCUUUUUGUCAUCCUUUUCUUUGUUUAAUGACAGAAAGUUUCAAAUGACACAAUGAAAACAAGUUACAGUGUCAUGGAUGACAAUAAUUUGGUUUGUUUUAUGCACUUGACAGUUAAGGUGUAAGUUCAAGGCAUUUCUAAUAAGAAAAACUCAUAUUACUGUGAAUUGAUGCAAGGUGAACCUCUUGUAAUUAAAUGUUCCUUAAUGUGUUUUGAAAUUGUCUUGUUUAUGGUGUUAUACUAGUAUGUGUUUGAAAACAUUUAUAAUUUGGGAUUAAUAUUUGCAAUAUUUGUUGAUAUGUGGGUAUAUUUAUGUUCAAAACAAGUUUUAAAUUUAUUUAUUUUUAAAAUAAGGUUAUUUUUACAAGUUUUAGAUGUAACAAUUUGCAUUGGAAUGCAGAAUGCCAGCCAUGCAAAUGUCAUAUUUCCUUUAGUGCUGAUACAGUACAAGAAAUAUUUAAUUUGUAAUUAGGCCAGUAAUUGUUGCCAAAUGUUUGAUUUGUACUGUGUAAACAUCAGUUGUUAGACAGUUUUGUGUUUCAAAAUAGUUUCUGUUAUUUUUGUGCAUGUGAGCCUACUUUUCUUUUGUUAUUUUUGUUGGUAUCAGACCAGAUAAGGUAUUAUUGUAUAUGAAUAUUUCAUCAGCUGUUUCCAUAAGGUAUCAGUUAAAAAACCAGUUUGUACUAUAUUGAGAUGGUCAUUCAAGCAUUUGUCAAGAUGCAGAUUAUUUCUUGUUAUUAAUUUUUCUCAAGUAGUAAGUGUGUUGUUACAUUUAACCUUCACAUGAUUUGUUGAUGUUUUUGCACACAGCUGAUGUGAAUGGUCUACAAAAAAUCUCAGGAACAAAACUGUAGCGCCACCAUGUUUGUUUCUGUCCACGUGAAAAUUUUUACCCUGACUCGCUAAGUAGCUCAUGUGAGUGAGUCUUGUCAACUUGUAAAUUCUGUCUUAACUGUUUGAUAUAAUGAGAAUGUGCUCACAAUUUGCAAACAUGAAUGUUUAUGUAAACUUUAAAGAAGUGUAGAUGGAAAUAUUUAGUUUUUAAAAAUAUCCACUGUGAAAAAUAAAUAAAAAUUAAAUUUAUACCAUUAUAUACCCAAAUAAUUAGCAUUCAAUAUUAAGGUUAUCAGAAAAAAUCAGUGUAUUGUAAGAAACGCAUGGGGAAAUUAAAGUGAACCUAUUUUGAA